AUGUCCAAUACCUCACCAUCCUGUCCAAAUGCUCACAAACACCUCGCUCUCGCAGCCUUGCUCGGUCGAGUUCUGGAAUCUUUCGGCUUUCAGGAUGUACCAACAAUGCUCCGCGAUAUGAUCGGCACCGACGCUUUCCUCCGGCCCUGGGCCGCCUACCGCGACAGUUACUUGUUGGAUCCCAAAUUCAAGCUGGAAGGUCUGCGUCCAGGAGGCGAGGAUAUGAGCACGCUCUUCGGACACAUCACCCGUGAAGUCAAUGGCCGGUCGUCGCGGAGAACAAAUCAACGGGGCGAAGAUGCGGGUGGUCGUUCACACACCGUCCAGCUGUUUUCGUCGCUGAUCCACAAACUCACUGAGCCGGGCGCCUUCUACCAUGGUGGAAAGAAGGAAGACUUGGGUUGGCUCGCGGGGGCCUGCCGAGACUUGUUUCUGCUGGUCAAGCUUCUGCGGGAAGAGUACGCACGUGGCCAUGGUGACCUGAUGGACGCCAUCGAGGAACGUUAUCCGAGCAGAUGGUUUAGCGAGGAGCGUGGCGAAGUGGAAGAAGACAAAGAACCCAAGCGUUACCAAGAGAGCAUCCCCGAAUCAGACAUAUCAGAGUAUAGGCAACUCGAAUCCGACAGGAGUUCCACUUUGUCUCUAAUCGAUCGAAACAGCGGCCCCGUUUCUCAACCUGACUAUGACGACCCUGAUAUCUAUUACAGAGGAUUCACAGACUAUGAGAGCAGUGAAGAGACGGAUGAGGAUGAAGAAGACGGAGAGUUUUUCAAUGAGAAGAUGAGCACUGCAGCCACUGCUGCCCACACCGAGAGGCUCAGCGAGGAGCCGAUAGAACAGCCUGCUGCGGUCAUUGGGGUUCUCGAGGGACGAAAACCGAAGAACGACUCACAGACCCAGUUAUUGGCAACUGUCUCUCGAGCAACAUUGGAUCGGUCGUACCCGCCGGAAAAAGCCAUUGCUGAAUCGGGCCAUGUCAAGAAUUCAUUCAAUCCAGAGAAAGUGAUAGCGACAGGUCUACGAACUGGACAGGAACCAAGAGGCUUACCUGGAAUUGGGACGGGGUCGUAUGAGGCCCACCACAGUGAAUUAGCAGCAGAGGGUUAUGAUGAGCCCGACCGCUUGUCCCCCGCGAAUUGCCCUCGAUCUAUGGAGAAAGGCGACAGCUAUGCAAACAUUGCAAAGCAUAGCCAGAUGUCUCCCCGUCCCCAAGAGAUUCCUGGGGCUGGCGAUCUUGCAAGGAUGCAGAACAACCUAUCAAUGACCGAGUCGUCCAUCGCGUUUUCUACGUCGCAGUUACCCCAUCACAGCCAAAAGGCAAACGCAACGGACUUACUCGACCUUGUCCAGCCUCCUGCCAACAGUCUGUCUGAAACUGUAGCCACAGCUCCCAUAACAGACCCACCGACGAGCCAAACCUGUUUGACGCCACGUCACGCCUCGAUCGUGCCCCCAAACGUAGCCCCGAGCAAGCCUCAGGGUUUUCGUAUGCCGUUUCUUCUCAGUGACUCAGAGUCUGAAGGCGAAAACGGCCAUGAUCUCAACCCUUCUGUUCAGCAACAUGAGCAACGGACGACCCGAGAGCCUGCUAUCGGGACUCGAGAAGAUGAGCCAAACUCGCCGACAGAACCCCCGUUGAGCAGUGCGGCACCACCUUUCAGCUUCCAACAUCAGCCUUCCGGCACCGUCCCGCAAAUCGACGACGAUUCACUAUUCUUACCCUCGACCGACAACCAGCUUCCUAAGCCCUCCCAUUCACCGCACGCAGCCCUACUUAACUCAGUUCCCCGUGAUCCACCACAUCCUGCAAUCCCCAAGCGCUCUGCGACUGAGCUUGGCCUCUUUUUGGAACUAUCUGAGCGACGCGCGCCUCCGAUGUUGAGCUUCUUCGAUCCAGAGGCGCCUGCCUCUUCGCUGCCUGCUGAGGAUCCCUUUGUAGAGGAGUGGGCCUAUUUUGGGAACCAAUAG
Messenger RNA from Westerdykella ornata, 1968 nucleotides. RefSeq lists its product as uncharacterized. The record is from RefSeq and is a predicted model, not a curated record. The transcript has 2 exons. The coding region runs from base 1 to 1968 and encodes 655 amino acids. Lineage: Eukaryota; Fungi; Ascomycota; Dothideomycetes; Pleosporales; Sporormiaceae.